AGGGGCGGGGAGAACGCCGUCUUCCGGCCUCCCAAGGGCUGCUUCCUGGCCCGGCCAAUGGGGGAGCGCGUUGCUAGUCGGUUCCGCGGCGUCGCGCUCUGAGGGGACCUCGGCGGCGUCGGCCCGGCAUGGGCGGCCCGCGCUCCUCACUGGCGUCCCUUCGCUGAGCAGCCGCGACAGCCAUGGCCGGCACCUCCCGAGACCUGGUGGGCACCGACGUCUUCGACGAGGCCGUGCGGAGCACCUGCGACGUCGCCUCCCACUGCAAGCGGUAUGCUGUCAGUGUUGGCUACUGGAAGGACCCUUACAUUGAAUAUUUUGUAAGCCAUCCAAAAGAAAGGAAGGCACCUGAAAUCAGCCGUGGGUAUUAUGCCCGGGUCCAAGGAGUUGGUCGUUUACUUAAGGCUUUCUUAGAAAAGACAAAAUGCAAUUGCCAAAUUAUAAAUCUUGGUGCCGGCAUGGAUACUCUGUUUUGGAAAUUAAAGGAUGAGAAUCUUCUUCCUUUGAAAUACUUCGACGUUGAUUUUCCAUCUAUAGUAUCAAGAAAAAUUCACUACAUCAAAUCAAAGCCUCCUCUCUCCAAACCGAUCAUGGAAAGCCAUUUAGGGGAGACGGUUCUCAUAGAUGCACAUAGUUUGGACACCAGCCGAUAUGCCAUUGUUGGAGGUGAUCUUCGAGAUCUACCCAAACUGGAAGAACAGCUGAAGAAAUGCAACAUGGAUCCAAAUUUGCCAACACUACUGAUGACGGAAUGUGUGCUGAUCUACAUGACCAUGGAGCAUUCGAUUGACCUCAUUAAGUGGGUGGCAACCACAUUUCGGUCUGCCAUGUUUAUCAACUAUGAGCAGGUGAAUAUGCUGGAUCGCUUUGGACAGAUCAUGAUUGAGAACUUGCAGAGUAAGCAGUGCGAGCUGGUGGGUGCAGAUGCUUGCAGAUCUCUGGAGACCCAGAAGGAACGAUUCCUGCAAAAUGGCUGGGAAACAGUAAAUGGUCUUGAUAUGUUGAAGGUCUAUCAGAGUUUGCCACCAGAUGAGAUCAAAAGGAAUGUGCAGAACUCACUGAUAACCUCAGAAAACUGCCCCGGAAGGACAAGGUCUGGAGGGGGAAAGGAACAUUCCAGGGUUCAACGGAACGUUCUGUUCCUGAAUUGGAUAGAGGCACUUGAGUUCCUGGAUGAGAAGGAACCAUUUGAGCAGCUCAUGCAACAUUACUGCCUGUGCUGGGCUAUCAAGGAUUCCCAGAAUUUAGGCCUUGCAGACAUUACUCUGUGACGCAUUUGCUCCAGUGGAGCUCCAGGUGAAUCUGCUGCCCCCUCCCGGUGGGCCUCUGCAUGCAUCUGCUGCCCCCCCUGCUCCUGUGGAAGUGUGCGCAGGUGAACAUGAGCCUUGGAGCUGUGGCAAGCAGCCUCCUCUCCCCCGUUCGUGGCACGUGACAACCUUUUGAAUAAAUUACUCUUUUUGUGAGCAGCCGAAAAACAAGCGAGUCUCUCACCCUUUUGUAGGGAUUUUUUCUAAAAAAAAAGUGGUGUUGAUGAACGGAAAGGGAUUUGGAUUCCUCCUAGAUGUCCGAGAGUUCUUGUCCUGCUGGCUGGUUCAGAACUGGGCUGAGUUUUUCCCCUGGGGAAACGCAGGGGGCCCUUUUGGCUGCCAGCAAUCCCCUUCUCCCUGGCCUCAUUUUCCUUCCUGAAAUGAUGUUUCCGGUGCAUUUUCACCCUCUUCUGCCUUGAGUUUCUUGGUGUCUCCCGUAGGACUCUUCUUUCUUCUUUCCCCCCCAAAGGGAGCUGGCUGCAGUCUGGAAGCUCUCACUCUCGCUGAGGGGGUGGGAAUUGUGUUGGUUUUGGGCCGCAGCUUCUGGGGGCUGUAUUGAGAUGCACUCCUGACCCUGAGAGAGUUAAUAAAUGGUGACGUUUUGUAAA
This is a messenger RNA of Thamnophis elegans (Western terrestrial garter snake), 1915 nucleotides long. It is a transcript of the gene LCMT1, whose product is annotated as leucine carboxyl methyltransferase 1. Gene Ontology annotation, biological process: C-terminal protein methylation. The record is from RefSeq and is a predicted model, not a curated record. Lineage: Eukaryota; Metazoa; Chordata; Lepidosauria; Squamata; Natricidae. Gene Ontology annotation, cellular component: cytosol. Gene Ontology annotation, molecular function: protein C-terminal leucine carboxyl O-methyltransferase activity. The transcript has 12 exons. Bases 183 to 1271 code for a protein of 362 amino acids.